CCGGAAUUGUCAAACAGUGCAAAUAAGCAUCGUCAUUCCCAGAUGCGGCAGGAGCCCGAAACAGACCCUGAGACUCCAAGCUCUAGACAACAAACGCGAAACCCCUCGAGGUCAACUUACACCCCCCAUCUCAACCUACGAUGCAUUAAUAGCCUUUAUCGACACAUUAGCCGUCUCGGCACCGCAGCAUAUCCCCCAUGGCUAAUAACCGAGUCCCGAUCAACUAUCAAACACCCAGAUUCCCAUCGCUGUACGAUCCACUACCCUCCCACCACAAGGAGGCGUACUACCUCUACUACACGUCGGAUAUCUGGCGCUUCACGCUUUACUGGACAUUACUCUUCUACGGCGCGACACAUCUCACAGUCGCGGGGUGUGCGGUCCUAACGCACUGUCGGAAUUGGAGUAUCAUAUGGCUGGUGCCGUUUUUGUAUAGUAUUGUUGCGGGGUUGGAAGGGCUUUUAGCUGGGAGUAUUGUUGGGCUUGUACUUGGUGCUGUGUAUGAAGCGGGCAAUUUUAGGAUGUCGACCAUCCUGCCUAUGAUCUGGGGUGGUGUUAACGUGAUGGUUCUGAUUCUGACGAGCUAUCCUAUGCAAGGUGGGCUCUGAGGAUACAUCAAAAGCAACCUCUACAUGACCAUAUCGGAUCCAUCGCCUGCGGCCUUUCGUCCUCCAGCUACAACGGGUCCAAAACAACAUUCUCGGCUCAUCGGACAGGACAGCCCAUUCAUCCGACUCGGGAAUUGGAUUCCUAUUUUCCGUCUGUAUAAUACAUCGAAGAAUUGAUAUUCGCCAAAGAGCGCCGGCCGCAAAUCAAAAUGGCUAUCACAUGCUUAUAUGUCCAUUACGCCAGCUCCGCGAUACCGAAUUUGACAUGCACAUAAAAUGCAACCCGUCACCUUCUUUCUCCCAACGCUCUUCAUCGCCGACCACCAUCAGGGAUUCCACUGCCCUGUAGACCAGGUAACCCGCCAAAUCCAGGUGGCAUAUUCAUGUUCGGGGGCAUUGGGAAUCCUUGCGAUGCGAGUUGUUUUUGCAACUGCGCCAAAUCCAUGUUCAUAGGCGGAGCAUUGCCCAUGCCGGGAAUCAUAGGGAACCCAGGAAUUGGUUGGUUUGGUGGAGGAAGUGAUUGUGGCGGAGCAGGUUGUGAAGACAUAAUGGCGGCCAACCGGCCAGGGUCCAUACCGGCCAUACCUGGUAGCCCCGGCGGAGGAGGCGGUUGAGCACCGCCAAUGCCAGGCAGGAACCCGGCGCCAUCGGGCUGGGGAGUGCCACCGGCUUGAAUACCGGGCAAUGUAGGCGCACCGGGUCGUCGCUGGUCGACGAGACUCUCGGCUUCGUCCUGCAUUUCUUGCUCUUCUUCCUCGCGCAUCUGUCGACGGCCGAAUCCACGGCUCCAGGUGCCCUGGGCUUCGGCCGCCUCUUCGCCGAUAUGGAAUCGGUCUUUCAUGUAAUUAGUCUCUCCGGGUCUAGCCCGAGACCAGAAUCGAGUAAAGUUAUCCUUGGAUCCAGAUGCAAGGAUGUGGCCUAGUGGAUGCCAGUCCAGAGACCAAAUCGUAGCGCCGUGAGCAUAUUGCACCCGGUGUGCAGGGAAGAUUACCUGCGGGGGUGUAUUGGCCGGAUCGAGGCUGUCGUAUGGUGCCACGGUAGGGACAUGGCCGGCCGGCAGAUUAGGCUCGUCGAGCAAGUAGUGGUAUAGAGAGCCGUCCUCGGCUCCAGUAGAGAGCAAGUUGCUGUGAAUAGGAUGCCACGUCAAGGACGAAACGGGCUUCUCGUGUCCACGGAGAAUGCAAAUAUCCCGCAUCAUGCGCAAAUCGAAUACCCGCGCGGUCUGAUCCCGCGACGAAGUGGCAAGCAGGUUGUUAUUGACGCGGGAGAAUCGCGUCGAGGUGACGGUGUUCUUGUGACUGUGGAGCGUGGUCAGACACCUGCCCGUCCGUGGAUCCCAGAGUUUGACCUGGUGAUCCUUGGAACCCGAGACCAGCAGUCCCUUUGUCGGAUGCCAGUCGCAGGACUUGACGUCCCAGUUGUGACCGGAGAGAACGGUGUCGCAGGUUCGAGAUGUGAAAUCGAAGAUCUUGAGUGUUGUGUCGUCGGAAGCAGAGAGGAAUUUGGUAUCGCUUGGUGCCCAGGCCAAAUCUCGCACUGCGUCGUGAUGGGCAUCGUCGAUCGUUUCGACAUUGUUGAAGUUUGGUCGCCAGUAUUUGAUGUCGCCUCUUUGUCCGCCCGAGAUCAACCAUUCGUGGCUAUGAGACCAGGCAAGAGAUGUGACACCUGCUUGGACUUGAUCGUAAUGCGCCUG
Messenger RNA from Penicillium brasilianum, 2301 nucleotides. NCBI's taxonomy places the organism in Eukaryota, Fungi, Ascomycota, Eurotiomycetes, Eurotiales, Aspergillaceae. The record is from the annotation of a GenBank genome assembly.